CUUCCCCAAUCUAAAAUCCCCAAAUAUCUGAAAACCCUAAUUCCCUGUGAUUCAUCUCCGACGAAAUGGCCCGUACAAAGCAGACUGCUCGCAAAUCCACAGGCGGCAAGGCUCCCCGCAAGCAGCUGGCCACCAAGGCCGCCCGGAAGUCAGCUCCGACGACCGGCGGAGUCAAGAAGCCCCACCGCUACCGCCCCGGAACCGUCGCCCUCCGUGAAAUCCGAAAGUACCAGAAGAGCACUGAGCUCCUGAUCCGCAAGCUUCCUUUCCAGAGACUCGUUCGUGAAAUCGCUCAGGACUUCAAGACCGACCUGAGGUUUCAGAGCCACGCCGUUCUUGCUCUCCAGGAGGCGGCCGAGGCUUACUUGGUGGGUCUGUUUGAGGAUACUAAUCUGUGCGCGAUUCAUGCCAAGAGGGUUACGAUUAUGCCCAAGGAUAUUCAACUUGCGAGGAGAAUUCGCGGCGAGCGUGCUUAAAUGUAGUCAUGUGUUCUUGUUAAGUUUUUAGAUGAUGAAUUAGGGAGAGAGCAAUUUUAUACUUUUGUGUAUGAAAGUAAGCGUCUAUGAAUUUUCUAGGUUUGGCAUAGUAUAGCAGUAGUUUCUUUAGUUGGUUUCCUAUGGAACUUCCAUGGUUGCCUGUCUGAUCGUUAAUGAAAAAUAGUUUGUUUCA
Argentina anserina (silverweed cinquefoil) is the source of this 669-nucleotide messenger RNA. Its product is annotated as histone H3.3. Bases 66 to 476 code for a protein of 136 amino acids. Lineage: Eukaryota; Viridiplantae; Streptophyta; Magnoliopsida; Rosales; Rosaceae. The transcript has a single exon. The record is from RefSeq and is a predicted model, not a curated record. Gene Ontology annotation, molecular function: structural constituent of chromatin; DNA binding; protein heterodimerization activity. Gene Ontology annotation, cellular component: nucleosome; nucleus.